Molecule: messenger RNA, 742 nt
Organism: Drosophila ficusphila
Lineage: Eukaryota; Metazoa; Arthropoda; Insecta; Diptera; Drosophilidae
Product: protein FAM210B, mitochondrial
Exons: 1
Coding region: 100-684 (194 amino acids)
Cellular component (GO): mitochondrion
Source: RefSeq, a predicted model, not a curated record
GUUUUUAGGUGUUCUACGAUUUUCUAAAUUCUUAGUAAACAGAUAAAUGGUAUACAAGUUUUUCAAUUUACAUACAUUUUUUUUGUGUUCAGCAAAAAAAUGUUCAUAAGAUCAAGCAAGGCUUCUGCGCUUCUUGGAUCGGGUUUUCCCAUUGGUUUUAAUUAUCUCAAGAGGAUGACAGAUGUUCAAGUCAUUCGCUGGAGUGCACAAGGAAAUAACAUGGCUGCCACUCCGAACACUCCAUCCAUUAAGUGCUCACAGGAAUACAAAUGUAUAUCUCAAGCUGUACUUGUCAAUAGCCAAGGAUGCGUGAGGCGCAACUAUAGCACCGAAUCAGCUUCCACAGAGACGCCGAGUGUUAAAUUGAGCAAAAGGCAGCUACUGAAGCGGGCAUUCAAGGAAUACGGAGCUACAAUCGUUGCCUUUCAUGUGGGCAUUUCAGUGAUUUCGCUUGGGGGCAUCUACGCUCUCGUAUCUACUGGGAUAAACCUGGUUCCCGUUCUGGAAUUCCUUGGCAUAGGAUCGUCGGCGAUUGCAGAGAAAGUGGCCACAGGAAGCACCUUUGUUGUGGCCUACGCCGUUCACAAAGUCUUUGCUCCGGCCAGAAUCAGUGUGACUCUGGGUGCCACCCCGCUUAUUGUUCGCUAUCUGAGAUCCAAAGGUCUCCUAAAGCCAAAGGCUUAAAGCAGAUAGCGCGAAGAGUUUAUUAUAAUGUUUAAUAAAAAAAUAGUGCAAAAUUUCA